ACAUUGCGAUAACACGUCAGAACCCAAACAACUUGAAUAUACAAAUUGCUAGGAGAUAUCGUCCAAUUUCUAGAUAUAUCUUUCGUCGAGUUUUCCAGUGGAAACAAGGGGACUAUUUCACGUCCGCGUAGAGUAGAAAAGCAAAUUGUAGUGCGCAGUGUAACUGACGCACGGUGAUUGUUGUGACAGAAGUGGAGAAGAAUAUCAUCGUAUCGUCGUAUUUCCAGUUCAGAAUCAUCGUAUGAGUCGAUAGGAAAAAGAUUUUGAUAACCCUAAAGAGGAAACGAUUUUAUUAAAGUGCACGGGUCUCGUGCAAACGUGCGAGAACGAUGAAGUUUCAUUACAAGGAGAAACACUCUUUUGAAAGAAGGAAGGUCGAGGGUGAAAAAAUUCGACGAAAAUAUCCCGAAAGGGUUCCCGUUAUCGUUGAGAAGGCUCCAAAAGCUAAAAUUAGUGAUUUGGAUAAACAAAAAUAUCUAGUACCAUCUGAUUUGACUGUGGGACAAUUUUACUUUUUAAUCCGUAAACGAAUUCACUUACGUCCAGAAGAUGCUCUCUUCUUCUUUGUGAACAACAUUAUUCCUCCAACAAGUGCUACCAUGGGAUCUCUUUAUGCGGAACAUCAUGAAGAAGAUUUUUUCCUCUAUAUAGCAUACAGCGAUGAGAAUGUGUAUGGACACUAAUUCACAAAUAUAAAGAAGACAACAUCCAAACAAAAGAGCAGACAGAAAUUUGCCACCUACAAUAACGUAGUCCUUUUAGAAGCUUUUGGAAGUGUUAACAAAAUUACAUCUUUCAAUCAUUUUGAAUGAAAAUUAAAAUUCUAGCAUUGUAUACUAAUUUAAGCUUGCUUCCUUAAGGUAAAUUGGACGCGUUCGUCUGCCAAAUAUACGAACGUUGUACUUUUUUGAUUCCAUCACUCACCGCUAAUUGAAGAAGUUUAGGGAUUCAGGAUGUAAACAUCGUAGUUAUGUUCUAUGAUUUUUUUAAUACAUAAAAAAUUGAAAAAUUAUUAAAAACGAAAAGCUUUCAUGUUAAAAAGAAUAAUUAACUUGAUAAUUGUUAUAAAAAUAUAUUUACAUGCUUCAAUAAUGAUUUAAAAGUUACUAAUAUUUAGAAUGGUCUUAUUAUAAAUUCAUAAUUCUAUGUAGUUGUUUUAUGUGACAUAAUUUUCUCUUGUUUAGGCUAGUAUUCUAUUUGCAUGUUUCAUUAUAAUUUGACCAUAAAAAAAAAAAAAAAAAAUGAGAAGAACUUGCUGAACAUUUGGUGAAGUGAAAAUUUGUUAUAAUAAUGAAUAAUGUAAUGUAACAGUAAAUUUGUUGGCUGGAUGUGGGUCAAUAAAAAAAUUAUAAAAGUAAA
Bombus pyrosoma is the source of this 1359-nucleotide messenger RNA. RefSeq names its product gamma-aminobutyric acid receptor-associated protein (gene Atg8a). The transcript has 3 exons. Gene Ontology annotation, cellular component: cytosol; autophagosome; autophagosome membrane. Bases 330 to 683 code for a protein of 117 amino acids. Gene Ontology annotation, molecular function: GABA receptor binding; ubiquitin protein ligase binding. NCBI's taxonomy places the organism in Eukaryota, Metazoa, Arthropoda, Insecta, Hymenoptera, Apidae. The record is from RefSeq and is a predicted model, not a curated record. Gene Ontology annotation, biological process: autophagy of mitochondrion; cellular response to nitrogen starvation; macroautophagy.